This is a messenger RNA of Sarcophilus harrisii (Tasmanian devil), 2691 nucleotides long. It is a transcript of the gene HOXA5, whose product is annotated as homeobox A5. The coding region runs from base 715 to 1524 and encodes 269 amino acids. Gene Ontology annotation, molecular function: DNA-binding transcription factor activity, RNA polymerase II-specific; RNA polymerase II cis-regulatory region sequence-specific DNA binding. Gene Ontology annotation, cellular component: nucleus. Gene Ontology annotation, biological process: anterior/posterior pattern specification; regulation of transcription by RNA polymerase II. The record is from RefSeq and is a predicted model, not a curated record. The transcript is spliced from 2 exons. Lineage: Eukaryota; Metazoa; Chordata; Mammalia; Dasyuromorphia; Dasyuridae.
GGGGGGGGGGGAGAGAUUUAUUUCUCCAGUUGGUUCGGUGUACAUCACCCUAAAGAAAUAAGGUGAUUUGGGUGUUUUACAGAAUUCUGACCCAAAGAAAAAGGACCAAAAAGGCCGAACUAAAAAACAAAAAAGGCAACCCACACCAACAAUUAGAGGGGAAGAAAGGAAAGAGACAAACAAGUGGAUGCAGCAAAAUAAUCAAAGUCAACCGUUUCCCCCAGUCUUUUGCGUUCUCGUUAGUUUGGCGAUCUGCAGCUGAUCGCCCUCACAAUUGGUACAUACUAAUGGAACGGCGAGGGAAAUGCAAUAAUUUUGCUAUAAUGGGCUGUAACCUCGAUUCGACCCCAGCCCUGCAGCCCCUGGUCGGCGGGGUGAAGAUCUAGCUUGUCUCCAGAGGGUGGCGCAAGAGUCCGACUGAAAGCCGGGAGCCGGUGGCGGGCACGCGCCCGGGGCGCGCGCGCCGAGCCUCCAGCAUCCACCCAACUCCCCCAUUAGUGCACGAGUUUACCUCUAGAGGUCAUCAGGCAGGAUUUACGACUGGACAACAAAAGCACGUGAUUUGAAGUCGUACCCCAUAUUUGGGUGCCUACGUAGGAGGGAACCAAGUACAUGUCCCAGUCAUUUCCAUAAUUCAUCAUAAAUUGUGCAAGGGUGCUAUAGACGCACAAAACGACCAAGAGCCACAAAUCAAGCACACAUAUCAAAAAACAAAUGAGCUCUUAUUUUGUAAACUCAUUUUGCGGUCGCUAUCCAAAUGGCCCGGACUACCCGUUACAUAAUUAUGGAGAUCACAGUUCCGUGAGCGAGCAAUACAGGGAUUCAGCGAGCAUGCAUCCCAGCAGGUACGGCUAUGGCUACAAUGGCAUGGAUCUCAGCGUCGGGCGCUCAGCCUCCAGCCACUUUGGUGCCAAUGAGAGAGCCCGCAGUUACCCCGCCAGUGCCACCUCGGCGUCCACGGAGCCCAGGUAUAACCAACCUGCCACGUCGUCGCACUCGCCUCCACCUGACCCUCUGCCCUGCACCGCCGUGGCCGCUUCGCCUGUCAGCGAGAGUCAUCACGGGGUGAAAAACUCGCUAGCUAACUCCACGAGCACUUCGUCCAAUGCCAGCAGCACUCACAUAAGCAGAGAGGGGGUUGGCACCUCGUCUGGGACUGAGGAUGACACCCCAGCGAGCAGCGAGCAGGCGAGUGCCCAGAGCGAGCAAAGUCCAGCCCAGCCCGCCCAGCCCCAGAUUUACCCCUGGAUGAGGAAGCUGCACAUAAGUCAUGACAACAUAGGAGGACCAGAAGGCAAAAGGGCUCGGACUGCAUACACCCGCUACCAGACCCUGGAGCUGGAAAAGGAAUUCCACUUCAAUAGAUACCUGACCCGCAGAAGAAGGAUUGAAAUAGCACAUGCUCUUUGCCUCUCAGAGAGACAAAUUAAGAUCUGGUUCCAAAACCGGAGAAUGAAAUGGAAAAAAGAUAAUAAGCUUAAAAGUAUGAGUAUGGCCGCGGCGGGAGGGGCUUUUCGCCCCUAAUUAUCCGAGAGUUUAAAAGUACUGAGCAGUAUUAGUGGAACCUGCGCCUAGUGUCAGUACUAAAGGUGACUUUCUGAAACUUCCUCGUGUUACUUCUGUGAAGAAAUCCUGUCCUUGUCACCCCCCCGCACCCACCUUUUAAUCAUGAGCCUGUUUAUGAGCAUUAUUAUAUCGCCUGUUUAAGUGUAUAAGUAGAUCUGCUUUCUGUAUAUUUCUUUGUCCUGAAUGGCUUUGUCUUGAAAAAAAAAAUAGAUGUUUUAACUUAUUUAUAUAAAGCGAGCUGUGUUACUUGAAGUAACUGUAAAAAAGAGAAAAAAGAACAAAACAAAAAAAAAAAAAGAGAGAGAGAGAGAGACUCUCCUCCUUCGCCCCCCCCCCCCCAACCUUGUUUAGUGCCAAUGUCGUGUGUUGCACUCGAUCCGUCUCUUUAACUGUGCAUGUGCGUGGAAGUGUCCCUGUCUGAAUAGCUCCAAGCUGUUAAAAAUAUUUUUAUUCUAACUACCUAUAUUCCCUGUGUAACUAACUAAUGCUGUUGUAGAGAUGACUUGAUGAGAUACAAGUUAACUUCUUAUCAACGUGUAGUGAAUAGUGAAUCUGUGACGGCAAGUGUGACUCGAAGCAGUGUCUGUUUUGCUGUGCCUUUGUACAACUCUUUGCACGAACUCCUAAAAAAAAAAGUGGCUUCUUAUACGCGCAGCUUCAGUGGUGUCUGUUUUUGUGAACAAAGUUACAAAUAUAGUCCAAGUCUGGCUGUUUAAAGCAAACUGUGAUAAGCUCUUUUUUUUUUUUUUUUUUUUAUUUGUUUUUAAAGAAAAAAAACCUGACUGGAAACAAAAAAUAAACUUUCUAUUGUAAGUUCUCGUGAGCUGGUUUGUACCAAAUGGUGAGCUCGUCCUUUCUCUUUGCCUCUUUCCCCCCAGAUUCUGAGGCUCGGGGUCUACACCGAGUCCCAGGGUCAGCGGAAUACCUGGCCAGCGAGGGCCCGCUGGUGCAAAGGAGAUAGCUAGAGUGUAUCCGCCAGUGAGCUCUCUGCCACUGAAACUUUCUCCUAACUACCUCCUGAGAGAGAGGUAGAAAUCGCAGGACAGAAGAAAUCGCAGGACAGAAGUCCUCAUCACACUGCCUGCCUUUCAUUUACCAAAAUGUUUGCUAUUGGGGGGGGGGGGG